CUAGGGGUGGGUGGGGGGGGGGAAGCUGUGGGCGGCAGACAGCUGGAGCCGUGAUUCACAAAAACCCGACUUGGCGUGAAAACAAAGACAUGCUACAACCCAGACGAGGUUCCUUCAUCACGAGAGGAGCGACUGAGUGAAGAGGAGGGAAAACACUGUGAUCUCGCUGGAGUUCAACGGCCACUUGAAGCUCGAGACGACACAUAAAAGUCAGGACCAGAACCCGGACUGGACUCGUGUGUGUUGGAGCUACAGAGGUACAGUUAUGGGAUAAACCAAGUGCCGAGAGGUGAGAGGAUGUUUUCUCUGGCUGGACUUAAACAAACCACAAAGGAGAAUAUUUAAAACCACAAUGCACCUGCAACUCCUCUUUUUCCACUUUCACUCCAGCUGAACUUCUGAAGCCAUUAAACUUUGACUGUUUGAUCUCUGAAACUUUUGCUAAAAUAUUUCCAGAGGAAUUAGUUUGUUUUACACACCUGCACCUGACAAACCCUCUCUUUAUGUACCCACCACUCCUUUCAUCCUGUUUACCCUGCAGAUGGCUGCCACGCUGGCAGGUGGACGCAGAUGUAGUCGCCUCGUUCAACAUUAACCGAAUCAGACAAAAUAAACGGCCGCCCCUGAGCACGAGCUGGAGGCAGGAAGGCAACGGAGCAAGUCUACAUUACUGUGACAUGUAGUUUAGAUUCAAAACAGUCAGAGGCGUAUUGGCCUGUAGCAGAAGAGAAAGUACUUCACUACCACAUGUCAACAGACUGGAAGAAGCUAAAAAUGAAAAACAAACAUGUACAGUCUCAUAUGUUAGUUUGUCAGGAGUCAAUUUAUGUGCAAAUUACGUCAAAAUGAGAUGAGUGACACAGCAUGAAAGAUGUGAACAAUACUUCUUCUGUUGUGGAGUAAAGUAGCAGAUAUAUAAGACGGAUCUGAUGCCCGCAGCCUGCUGGUGGGAUCAUGUUGAGUGUUGCUGGUAACGGUGGUUUCCUGCAGGGUGUGGUGGCACCAGCAUCACCGUCAUGGUGGUCUGUCCUGUUCUUAGUCGGUCUCCAGCUCCCCCAGCUGAGCCCGGUCCAGGCCACCAUCUGCCCGUCCCUGGGCUCCUCCCAGGCGGUCAAAUGCCUCUGUGCCUCAGACAUCCUCAGCUGCACCGCCCUGGGUCUGGAGCAGGUUCCCGGAGAAAUGCCAGUCUCUGCUGUGACUCUGGAUCUCAGCCAUAACCGGGUUGCGCAGUUGGAGGGGGGCAGCUUUGAAGGACUUUAUCGAUUGGAGACAUUACGGUUAGCUCACAACCAGCUGACUACCAUUCACCCAGGGGCGUUUCGAAAUGCCUCUGGGACUCGGCUCCGACACCUCGACCUGUCGUCCAAUCAGCUUCGUGUUUUGGAGCGGCAUUAUUUCGUAGAUUUGCCAGGAUUGGAGGAACUGCUGCUGUUCAACAACUGUAUCAGCCAGGUGAGGAACGGAGUUCUGGCUGGACUGGGCAACCUCCACAAGGCCUACCUCAGUCAUAACCGUCUCACUGACUUCCCUUUCUUCUCCAUCCAAGAGCACAGCCACCCUCACCUGUCCAUGCUGGACCUGUCCUCAAACCGCCUGCCGACACUACCCCUGGAGGUUAUAUCAAACUUACCCCUUUCGCUCCAGAAAGUACUCUACCUUCACAACAACUCCCUGGUGUGCGAGUGCUCAAUGUACGGACUGUUUCGGCAUUGGGAACAGAGAGGUUUCGCCUCAGUGAGAGACUUCAGGCAGGAGCACACCUGUCUGGUCUAUGGGAUUCAGAGAGGUACUGUCCGCUUCUUCAACAAUAACCGCUACUUUGAAAAAUGUAACUUGACUGUGAUGAGUGGGCUGCUGAAGGAGCAGGAGAGCAGCGUUUCGGUGAGGGCAGGAAAGGCACUGCUGCUGCACUGUGAGACCACUCUCACCGGGCAGCGUGUCACCUUUCUCUGGGUGUCACCGAAUCAGGAGUAUGUGGCUCCACCAGGUAACAACGGCUCACUAAAGAUGUACACCAACGGCAGCUUGGAGAUCAUGGCGGCUCGUCCGGAGGAUUCUGGUAUCUACUGGUGUAUGGCUCUGGACCAGCAGCAGCAGCGCAACGAAACUCGGGAGGUCAACGUGACGGUGGAGCCGCACCACAGCAACGACCCUCACGAGUCCUUCAACACUGGAUUCACCACCCUGCUGGGAUGUGUGGUGAGCCUGGUGCUGGUCCUCAUGUACCUCUACCUGACGCCCUGCCGCUGCCCUCCCUGUCCUCGGGCCUCGACCCCCGCCACGGCUACCGCGAGCCAGGUGAACGAGGCCGGGGCAGGGAGCGCCCAAUCCUCCAUCCUCACCCCGACCCCGCCGGCAACCACUGAGGGCCCGGGCCGCAAGGUCAGUACCAACAAGCAUGUGGUCUUUCUGGAGCCGAUCAAAGAGCAGCAGAACGGCAGACUGAGGGCGGGGCCGGUAGCUGGGGCGGUGCAAGGACACUUGGGGCCAGGUUUACUGAUAGGGGCAGAGCAGCACUCAAAGCUCCACAACCAGUCGCAGCAGCAGAGGGCAGGGGAGACAGACUCCAUCAUGUCCGUGUUCUCAGACACUCCCAUCAUGUUGCCAUAGCAACGGGACUAAGAGAGAUGCGGACUGGCACUGUCACCACCUCUCACUCACUUCCUUUCUCAACUGUUUGCCUCCUCACCACCUCCCACUGCACCCAGCACCAGACCUGAGCAAAACAGUAAUCCCACUCUGACUUUUAAAAUGUGUCUUUAUUUUGCUUUGAGGCGUUUCGACUGCCUGUGAAACAGAUCAAGUGCAAUUUUACGAGGUUGAAUACCAAAUUUACAAGUAUUAUUGUUUGCCCAGGUCUGCCCACUAAAGCCCUACAGCCAUGAACCAGUGCACUGUGACGAGAAGGGCUCAAACAGGGACAGGUUUAUGGAGAACACGUAGGGAGUGCAGAGCAAACAGACAAAAAAAUAGCAAGAACUCUGGGAGAAGCUGCAGAAACUGCCUCUAAAGUCUGAGCCAGGAGAACUGACAUGAAGCAACGUGAGCAUGGACUGCAGCUGAAAGUGCACAGGGCUGACCCUUUAAGCACGGCUUGUACCUUUAAUGAACAUUUGCUACAGAUGCCUUCUUGUCUCAGACAGAGAUAUAGAGAGAAAAAUAUCUUUUUGUAAAGCUUUUUAGCUUUUUCUUUUCUUUUCUUUCCAGAGUCGGUGUGUCAGUUGAUUAGAGCCAAAAGAAUGUGCAUAGUGUAGCUCUGUCACAUGUGAGAUGUUUUAGAGUAGACAAGCUAGAGAAAGAAGAAGAGCUUUUAGCAAGUAAAAAUAGAAACUGUUUUAAAGGGUAAGGUUUGACUCCCAUCCUCCUCCCUCCUCCUCCUCUUCCCUGGAACAUGAUUACUGUCAUCAGUCAGAACAGAAGUUCAGGAAAACAAAAAGGGAAAUAAAUAAAAAAACAUCAGUUGAAAUGAUUUAUGAUUUAUGCUGGAGAAGAAGUUGUUCAGUGGAACUUUUUCAAACGUUAAUCAAUGAGUUUUUCUAUUCACUACGUCUGAGACAAUAAAGGGUGAAAGAUUUGCCUUUGUGUGGUGAAUAUACGGCGGAUUGACGGGACAAUCAGGGCAGACGUGUUUUUGUUUGAUCACUGUAUUCACUGCAUCCCCCCGUCCUCGCACUGUCUCCUGUCCUCUCUUUAUCUGUGUGUUAAUAAACCUCUGUAU
This is a messenger RNA of Morone saxatilis (striped sea-bass), 3718 nucleotides long. It is a transcript of the gene amigo3, whose product is annotated as adhesion molecule with Ig-like domain 3. Gene Ontology annotation, molecular function: protein binding. The record is from RefSeq and is a predicted model, not a curated record. NCBI's taxonomy places the organism in Eukaryota, Metazoa, Chordata, Actinopteri, Moronidae. Gene Ontology annotation, biological process: brain development.